Messenger RNA from Durusdinium trenchii, 2259 nucleotides. The record is from the annotation of a GenBank genome assembly. Lineage: Eukaryota; Dinophyceae; Suessiales; Symbiodiniaceae.
AUGAGUUCUGAGAAUGCCCCAUCUACCGAAUUUAUCGAUUGGCUGGUGAAGCUGAACCUCUCCAAGUAUCACAAUGCCGCCUGCGAUUGGUGGGUGGCCAAUGGCGCCAUCAGCCUGGCAGAAGUCAUUGAGAAUUGGGAAGUCUUCGUGGUGGAUUUGGGUCUGAAGCCUUUAGAGCGAAAGCGUGUGGAGAAGGACGUGGAAAGCACUUGGCGCACGACUCUGCGUUUCAAUCACCGGCUCUCACAAGAAGUCUCAGAUUGGCUUCAAUCCUUAAGCCUUGGUCACUACACAGCGGCAUUGCUGGAGUGGUGCGAGGAGAAUGGUGCUUCCACGAUGGAAGAAGUCUGGGGAAGCUGGAAGGAUGUGGUAGAUAAGUUGGACAUCAAGCCCUUGGAACGAAAGCGCAUUGAGAAAGAUUUGGCAUCGCGAGCGGUGGCGCCUUUGGUUGAUGAACCGAUGCCGCCUCCAAUGCCCAAAAUGGUUACAAGGGCGUCACCUCAGACUUGCACCUUUGGACCUCCUGAAGAUCCCCACAUGUAUAAACUGAUGGAGGAGAUUGGCUUUGGAGUGACGUCAAAGGUCUACAGGUGCUGCCGCGGGAAGGAGAUUUUUGCCGUAAAGGUGAUCAGUCUCAAGCGCUUUCGCCAUCAACCAUGCGCGAACCAUAUCACAGACAGGUUACAUCAAGAGAUUACGAUCUUGCUGCAGUUGAAGCACCAGCACAUCGUGAAGCUUGUGGAUUUUGUCAAGGAGGAAGAUUGCUUGUACCUGGUCAUGGAGCUCGUGACGGGCGGUGAGCUUGGCGAAUGGAUCGUUAAGAAAGGCGCCUUCUCCGAGCUCAUGGGCCGCCAUGUCUUCCAGCAGAUCGUUGAAGGGUUGGCAUAUAUCCACUCCAAGAACAUCAUCCACAGGGACCUCAAGCCGGACAACAUCCUGGUGGACGAAGCAUCCAAAUCCACUCCGGAGAAGCUGGAGAUCAAACUGGCCGAUUUCGGGCACUCUCGACUCAUCAAUGACGGCUCCCAUCGGCGUUUGACAGCCCGGAUCGGCACAGCCAUGUACUGGGCACCUGAGGUGUCAGAUCCAAACCUCGCGGCCAUGGGAUACGACCAGACAGCUGAUUUGUGGAGCUUGGGCGUUGUCUUGUACGUGAUGUUGAUUGGCUUCUUUCCCUUCGAGAAUGGCGACAACCUGGGCGAUCGACUUCAAGCAGAUGUCAACAACCUCACCUUUCGGCAGCGAUCCUCUGGACCGGAAUUGAGCCUGGAUGCUCAGGAUUUGUUGCGAUCACUUUUGGCCAUCGAUCCGCACAAACGCUUGCCGCUGAAGCAGUGCCUUAGUCAUCGUUGGUGCUCCGGUCGCGUAGAUGUAAGGAUCAUGAAGUUGGCCACAGAUCCAGGCCCCAAUGCCGUGGAGGUCCGUGUUCCUCUAAUUGUGAAGCCUGGCCCGGAGAAGCUUGAACUGCUCCGAUGUGAUUUGCAGAAGUGGAUGUACAAAUUUCGCAACUUUGCACAAAUUCUUCCAGAUGCUGUGAUUGCCAAUUUGGGCGAAUCAUCUCAGGCCGACCUGCCGGAGAACAAAGCGGCCCGCAGAGAGCUGCAACACAUCGUGGAGCGCCAUUGCGGGCGAGGGAUGAUCGUGGUGAAUGAUCAGAAGAUGUGGACCGCCAUCGCGGAGUCGAAGAACGAGACCAUGCGUUGCCCUGUGGCGCUGAAGCCCAAGGAACCGCCGGCGCCCGAAGUGGCGAAGCGGCGAGCGGAGGGACAGGAGGGACCCCCUCAGCCCGAAGGCUUCGCCACGGAGGCGCCGCGGGAUGGUGGGGAGCUGAACGACGAGCGCAGCUCGAAUGAGAUGGAAGGGGCUCGACUUGCAGUUGCUGCCUUGCAGGGCGCUUGGGAGAGUCAGCGAAACUCCUCCGAGACCUAUGUAGUGCAAGGCUUGGACGUCGCGCGUCAUCAGAGGCAAAGUAAUGGCACUGUAACGAAGAGACCUUACAGCUUGCGCUGGAACCCUUCAAAAAGAUGCUUGGAGUGGGGCAGUGGGAAGUACUUCUUGCAAGCACCUGCAGCCGUUCCUAUGGUUGAAGCCGUGUGGUUGGCCAGUGAUGGCGGUCCUGGCUUUGCGUGGCGUAGAACCAAAGGUGAUUUGCCAGUUCGAGGGGGCAAAGGAAAGGGAGCAAAGGGCAAAUCUAAAGGCAGCUUCGGGGGUGGCGAGGAAGGACGGGGCGAGCGAGGACGCGGUUCCUCCAGGUAUUGA